AUGGAAAUGCUACUGUUUGGUGUCUGGGCCCUGCUGGCCCUGAUUCCUUGCCCAGGGGCUGCAGAAGACCUAUUUGAGGUUUCUGUUUGGCCACAUCAGGCCCUCGUAAAGUAUGGGCAGUCCCUAAUGGUCAACUGCAGCACCACCUGUCCAGACCUGGGACCCAGUGGAAUUGAGACCUUAUUAAAGAAAACCCAGGUGGGCAAAGGGCCUCAGUGGAAGGAGUUUCUCCUGGAAGAUGUCACACAGAAUUCCAUCCUGCAGUGCUUCUUCUCUUGUGCAGGGAUCCAAAAGGACAUAAGCCUUGGCAUCACGAUUAAAGAGCCACCAGCGCAAGUGAUCAUGGAGCUGCAACCUGAAUGGGUGGCUGUGGAUGACGCCUUUACAGUGACAUGCCACGUGCCCAGUGUCACACCCCUGGAAAACCUCACCCUUACCCUUCUCCAGGAUAACCAAGAACUACAUAGAAACAAUUUUAGGAGCUUGGCUGUGGCCUCCCAAAGAGCUGAGGUCACCAUCAGUGUCAAAGCCCAAAGGGAGGAUGACAGGUGCAAUAUCUCCUGCCAUGCAGAACUGGACCUGAGUUCACAUGGUGGAGGGCUCUUUUGCAGCAGCUCAGCCCUCAAGGUGCUCCGAAUCUUUGAAUUCUCUCAGAGCCCCCAAAUCUGGGUCUCUUCACUUCUGGAAGCUGGGAUGGCAGAGACCAUGAGCUGUGAGGUGGCUAGGGUGUUCCCAGCUGAAGAGGUAAUGAUCCGCAUGUUCCUGGGAGACCAGGAGCUUAGGCCCUUCCUCUCCUGGGAGGGAGACACAGUAUGGGCCAAUGCCAGUGUUCGGGCCAUGGAGACUGGUGAUCAGGAGCUGUCUUGCCUUGUAUCUCUGGGUCCGAUGGAACACAAAACAAGAGAGCCAACAAGAGAGUCUAUAGUAAGCUUCCCUCUGCCAAUCCUGGAGAUAGAAGAAUUACACCCAUUGGCAGGGACAGAAAUUAACGUGACCUGCUCAGGGCACGUAUUAACAUCACCCAGCCCUACUUGUCGGCUUCAGGGAGCCCCAGAUCUCCCUGCCCCUGGGGAGCCUGCCUGGCUUUUACUUACCGCCAGGGAGGAAGAUGAUGGCCGAAAUUUCUCCUGUGAGGCCUCUUUGGAGGUUCAGGGUCAGCGGUUGAGCAAAACCACUGUGAUCCAACUCCAUGUCUUAUACAAGCCACGAUUAGAGGAAUCUGGUUGUCCUGGCAAUCAGACCUGGUUGGAAGGGAUGGAGCAGAUGCUUGCCUGUGUCCCAAAGGGAAACCCGACACCAAUCUUGUCGUGUACCUGGAAUGGAAUGAUCUUUGACCUUGAAGUGCCACAGAAGGCAACCCAGGGCCACUCUAGAACCUACUGCUGCACAGCCACUACGCUGGGCUCUGUCAGCAAAGACAUUGCUGUCAUUGUUCAAGGACUGGAUGAAGGAGUCAGUUCCACCAUCUUCGUCAUUAUUAUUGUCAUCCUUGGAGUGGGCGUAAUCAUCAUAGCACUGUGUUUGAACUAUCGGCCCUGCAAGAUAGAGGGGAGGAACUUGCCCUAUAGGCAGAAGGAGAAGAACAAAGAGGAGGAAAGCCAGUUUGCUGUUCAACAAGCAGAAAAGCACAAUGCACAGAACUGUUAGUUAGAAAGAGCUAUUUGGUUGAAGGCACCCUCUACUACUGGGGUUUCCUGAGAGAGGGAAGAGGGAGUAGAAGAGAAAGGAAGAGACAUUAUCCUUUGUGUUCUAUGGUCCCAUAAAACAGUGUUUCAGGCCCUCAUGUCCUGUGGAUCCAAUCCACCCACAAGCUCCGCUCCUCUGAGUAGGAAUUCAGUCUCAGUGUUAACUGGUGAGAGGGCCUCUUGCUCCUUGCUGUGUGAUUUACCAGUCCACUCUCAGAUUCAGAAAAGAAGAUCCUGCCUGUGCCUUGUCACCCCCAUUCCCACUGCCCUUUGCUCCCAAACAUCAGACUGAAGAGAUAGCCAGAAAUAUCUCUGAAAUACAACUCAUUUCUCAUGGUUUCCUCAUGACUAAGUGGGAACCAAUUUCUUAGUCUGGGGACUGGAGUUUGAAGGGAGUCAAUACCAAACAAAGGGCUAGGAAUCAGAACCCGAUUCCCGCCUACACAUUCCUGUGCUCCCCUAGCCUGGGGUUCUGGAAUUUUGGCUCCCAGAGCUGAGCUUGAUGACAUCAUUAAGGCUCAGUGUCUGGUUAGGCUUCAACUCACUAACCAUCUAUUGUGUGCCAUAGAGGAGUAUACAAAUCAUAAGCAAUUCCACACUGGGUCAUACAUGCAGCUUUUCUAGCCCAGUGUUCUGUCCCUGAAAUGGAAGGUAGAGUUCUUCCAUGAAAUUGAGCUCCAAACAUCUCUGAAUUCCUUUUCAUAAUCCAUUAUAGAGUAAAUCAUCUGUGAGUUCACAUUAAACAUAUUAAUUUUUUUUUACCUGUACAAGCUCUUAGGUUAGA
Orcinus orca (killer whale) is the source of this 2469-nucleotide messenger RNA. RefSeq names its product intercellular adhesion molecule 5. Gene Ontology annotation, molecular function: integrin binding. Gene Ontology annotation, biological process: cell-cell adhesion. The record is from RefSeq and is a predicted model, not a curated record. Lineage: Eukaryota; Metazoa; Chordata; Mammalia; Artiodactyla; Delphinidae. Gene Ontology annotation, cellular component: membrane.